Messenger RNA from Durusdinium trenchii, 2119 nucleotides. NCBI's taxonomy places the organism in Eukaryota, Dinophyceae, Suessiales, Symbiodiniaceae. The record is from the annotation of a GenBank genome assembly.
AGCGCUUCUGCCUCAACCCGCGGUCCGUGUUUGUGCGGGUCCGUCGUGUUCCGUGGAAACUCCGUGCGGGAACCGCCAUGCGCACCACUGACGUCCGACGUGGCGUGCGGGAGGUGUCUCCCAGCGGCACCAAGCCGCGACCUGCACCACGCGGAGUCGAGGACCGCGCCCUUCGUGGCAUUCCGAGCGCAGCGGGCGCCGCGGUGCGGCAGACACCCUCUUGGUCGACACCCACAUCGACGAAGCCACGAGCUCGCCCUGGCCUACUCCACCAGUCCUUCACACCACCUGCUCGUGAUGUGAGGGCUGCAGGUUCGAGGGUGUCGAAUCGGGUGAAGGCACAGAAUCCAGUGGUGUGCUUCCUGUGCGACAUCGGCCUACCUCAGUACGUGGACGCCAUUUUGCGGAACGGUUUCGAUGAUAUCGAGACUCUGGCCGAGAUGAGAGAGGAGCACAUGAAGUCCAUGGGCUUCUUGCCUGGCCAUGCCUUGAAGCUCAAGAAGCGCUUGCGGGAGUUCAUUGGCGAGGAGGCACCCUCCACCGUGAAGACCGUCAGCGAGCCGAGUAACGAACCCUCAUUGAACAUCUCGGCGGAGAACGCGCUCUCAGUGCAGCAGAGCUGGGCGGAGGUGCGGAAGUUAGGGGUCUCAACUGUGGGCCAUACCUUUUACAAGCACAUGUUUCAAUUGGUUCCUGAAGCUCGAAAGUUAUUCCCGAUGACCUUCCGCAACCACUUUGCCGACGAUGGCCUUUUCCACGUGAGCCUGGAGAAGGCGAUUCAAUGCCCGCCGGCACCUGUCCUGGAACACUUCACCCGAGUCUUAGAAGCGAUCGGCUCGGCAGUGGCAGGCUUGCAGAACAAGGAGCGCAUGGUGCCGCAGCUUCUGGCUCUGGGUAUGAAGCAUGCAACCUUGGGCUUGGAAGAGAAGUACUUCCGCGUGGGCAACGCCGCGUUGAUGUUGACGCUCCACGAAGCCUUGGGCGAUCGCUUCACCGUGGUCCUGGAGGAGUCUUGGUCGUUGGUUUAUGGCUUUAUGUCCGCCAACAUGAUCGCGGGGUUCCGUGACUUCCGCUCCAAGGAGGCUCAGGUGGCGGACUUCCGCGCGGAGAUCCAACGGACCAUGAAGAAGAGUGAGAAGACGAAGUCCGACCCCGAGAAGCUGCGGAGCCUGGCUGAGAAGAUCUCUGGGCAGCUGAAGGCCGACAAGGCCUCUACAAAGGGUGAUGCGGAUCUGCCAAACUUGUUGACCGCCACACCCACGCCGUCGUUGCCGGAGAAGGUGAAGGAGACCCUUCUGGUGGAGCCACUGGAAGAGGAAGGAGACUAGGCCGAGAAAAGCUCAGUGGAACACUCAGUAGUGGAGAAUUGGAUGGUGGAGCCAUGACCAGUGUGAGGUCAUUGGAUGAUAUGACCAGCUCUUUCUUGCAAAACCUCGAGCAGAUGGCCUCACAUCUUGUGACUGGUGAUGUGCAACAUAUCCAAUGUUGAGGUUUGACCAAUGUUGAACACACGAAUCGACGUUGUGUCUUGGGUAUGGUCCUGAUGGUCAAUCACACGUCUAUUCCACUGAGUAUCCAUGUUGUAUUGAAAACAUCUGGACAAGACUACAGCACUUAUUCACCAAGCUUGUCAGCAGGUUAUCCACCCCUGGCCCUUCACAGAUGGUGUUUUGGGUGCCUAAUCUACAGCCACAUCAUCCUCCAGCGUCCAGGGCGGGGGAACAAGCAAAGAGAUACUCUUUAGGCACCAAGUGGCACAGACAUCCUUCCUUUGCAAGCAAUGCAAGAGGGUGUUGUUUUCCUUUUUUUCUCAUCAGCAACCGGCAGCGUACCCAUGAUUUACCUCCAAUAUCCUCUAAUUGAACUAUCGAAUCAUUCCCAGACCAUCCAUGUAUGUACUAAUUGUAGAUAGCAACUAUUCCUGGAACACAUCCACUUGAGUGUGGAACGGUGCCCACCACCACUGCUUUUUGGCAUACGCACAGCAUGAACGUCGCGGGCUGUGGCGCCAGGUAACUUUCAAGACCUUCCUUCGAUGGCAGGGUUUCAGUUUAAAAAGCAGCUGCAGGUCGGCCAGGUGAUUGGCAGAGUGGAUACAAAAUGACAUCUCCAUGGACAA